UGGCCUUUGCUUUGUUUACGCAGACGAUUUUGUGAAACUUGUAAUAAAUUGAUAAAAAUAAGAAUAUAAAAUGGCAUCAGCAUCUAGUUCAAGCGCUCGUCAUUUGUUUGAUGAUUCCAAGAAACGCCUGUGCGCUCGAGUUGGUGUAAAUGUGAACAAUUUGGGCUCUGUAGCCAGGCAAGUGGUGCGAGGCUCCAAGACCAAUGAGAUUAUGCAUCAGACGCUAAAGAACUUUACGCAAGUGGACGUGGUAUCCGAUUACAGCAACCAAAACCUGCAAAAGAUGACGCUCAUCCUACAGCACGUCGGYUAUCAGUAYGACGUGAUGCARGAYAGUGUCAAUCAUUUGGAUUACCUCAAGGAGCAGGUGACGGCCAUGGAAAGAUGAUUGGAAGAGCAA
Molecule: messenger RNA, 400 nt
Organism: Drosophila arizonae
Lineage: Eukaryota; Metazoa; Arthropoda; Insecta; Diptera; Drosophilidae
Gene: BORCS7
Product: BLOC-1 related complex subunit 7
Cellular component (GO): BORC complex
Source: RefSeq, a predicted model, not a curated record